AUCCACCCCCCCCACAAACGCGCCAAGCUGUUGCUUCUAAAAAAAAAUAUCUCACCGAGACCCCCGCCCCGUCUCUCGCUACAGCCGAGACCCUUCCUCAAGACCCCCCCACUCCAGGUGUGCUUAAGUCCUCCUUCGGACUGGGGCUCCCCCUCUCCUCAAGGUGCAACUCGGAAGACCCCCUUCUCAAGCCUUUGAGGCUUUGCAAAGGAUGCCCCGCAAGCCGCCUAACCUCCCUCAGGAGAAACAUACCCCAAUGCAUGCACUCUCCUGGCUAGGCAGAAGCCUGCUGCAAGCUCUUGCCCGAAAGGGCACUGCGCCACCCCCACAAACCACCCUCUUCUCUCCCCUCCCGCUGUUGCCGCACGGCCACUUUCAAGGGAAGACCACGGAAGCCUUCCUAAGGGGAAUCCCACGACAUCCUCUUUGCCUGUUGCUAAGGAGAUCCCGCGACUUCCCACCCGUUGCUAGGCAACGUCCAAGCUGCUGCUCCUGCUGCUAAGGCCGUUUCUCCCCCUUCCCGCUCCCAGGGCUUGUUGCCAGGACGACCUUGACAGUAGCUCCGAACGGUUGCUAUGGAGAUUUCCAAACUGUAGCUGCUUCAGGUUCCCUUCCUCCUCGCCUCACAGCACCACAAAUUCCCAGGGUGCCUCACACUCAGCAUAGAUAGGCCUGUUGCAUUGCUGGGAGUGGUGUGGUCAAGGUAUCCCGGCUGGUGACCCUUUCCAUCAAUGAUGUCAGGAGGAGGAGUGAGUAUGACGAAAUCCCUCAUUGCUCAGAGGAACUUGAACAUUACAGUGGAGAAAGAGUCCCCAGAGAGUAUAUCCCAAGCCUUGGCUUCUCUUCAUACCCUCCGGCUAGACAGAGAGAGAAUUAGCUGCAUCGCAAAUCUGCAAGGAUUAGAGCAGGUGCACAGCCUCUACCUGCAACAGAACCAAAUAGAGAAAAUUGAGAACUUGAGCUGCUUUCCAAACUUGACUUUUCUGACACUAGCCGGGAACCGCAUUAGCCAAGUGGAGAACCUCCAUAGUCUCCUGAAGCUGCAGUUUCUGGAUCUCUCACAGAACCGCAUUGAAACACUGGACACAGAUGAGCUGCCCCGGAGCCUCGUGAUCCUUGACCUGACAGGAAACGAAUGCACUAAGCAGAACAGCUACAGGGAGCGCGUGUUGGCAGCUCUGCCCCAUCUGAAAGAACUGGAUACGCAGGGUGUUCCCAAUCAGAAAGACACCGUCCAAACUGAAGAAGAGGAGGAGGACAGUUCAGAAGACAGCGACGAGGAUUGGUCAGAUCUCGCUAUACCUCUGAGCGUAGAAAAAGACUUCUUUGCCGACCUCCGUGAGGAGUUAAGAGCCCACUCUGCCCAGCGGAGGGAGGAGGAAGCGAGGGAAUACGAAGACCGCUUGGAGGAGCUGAGGCAGAUGCAGAAUCUGAGAGAGCUGGUGUUCAACACAAGCGAAAGGCCGCCCUGGCCAUUCGGUGUACCAGAAGUAAUAUCCGCAGCCCCAGAGGGGAGCGUGCUCCAAAGUGACCAUCACCACCAGCCUCCUUCCAACCUUUCGAAAACAGCAAACCCAACACCCAAAAAGGGGCCAAGAGCCUCAAAGGGGAAGGCUGGCGGCUCAAGUCCAACACAGCUGAAAACUUCAAAGGGAGAGGGGUCUGGUGUAACGAAAACCACAAACAAAGGUGUAAAGAAAUGAUUAGUGCAUCCUUUUGCUUUUCGUUUUUAAUUUCUGCUUUAUUCUGUCAAACAAAUACAAUACUUCUUUGAAUCUAA
This is a messenger RNA of Podarcis raffonei (Aeolian wall lizard), 1780 nucleotides long. RefSeq names its product leucine rich repeat containing 46 (gene LRRC46). The coding region runs from base 732 to 1703 and encodes 323 amino acids. NCBI's taxonomy places the organism in Eukaryota, Metazoa, Chordata, Lepidosauria, Squamata, Lacertidae. The transcript has 8 exons. The record is from RefSeq and is a predicted model, not a curated record. Gene Ontology annotation, molecular function: protein binding.